This is a messenger RNA of Seminavis robusta, 1422 nucleotides long. The record is from the annotation of a GenBank genome assembly. Lineage: Eukaryota; Bacillariophyta; Bacillariophyceae; Naviculales; Naviculaceae.
UGUACCCGCAGCAGGCCUCCCCACAAAACCUCAACGAACAUCAGGAUCCCUUUAGCAUAUACUGCAUAAUCAUGAGCAACAUGACGGAGAUGAAGCAACAAAUCGAUGCUCUUUGCAGAGCCAUGAAAUUGGAGCUUACAGAACAAAAUAGCGAGCUGCUGGAUUAUGCAGAGACGCAGCUUCAGGCUCUUCAAGCUUUGAUUGAGGACGCCAAAGCUAAGAUAACGCACGACGAGACGUUAGAUGCACUCGCAACAAUACCUAAUAAGCUUCCGGUAGAAGUUGUUCGCAUGGUGACAUUGUCUGGAUUUUUGUCAUCGAAAGAUCUGUGCCGCUUCCUUCUACAGACAGACAAGUUUAUCAAAAACGAGUUCACAUCUGAAUUCGUAUGGAAAAUGAUUCUUAGGAGUCAUUACAAGGGCCUCAAAAUGUUCCACGCUGAGAGUUUCAUCCGCUCGAUGGUGGACGUGAAAGGCUACGAGUGGGUCUUUCGGCAACUUGUUCGAGACGCUGAGUAUGCGCCAGCAGAAGCUCUUCCUGUGUGGAAUGCUCCUCUCGUCACCUUAUCAUCCACGAAUCUGAAGAUUUUUGUCAGUCUUCGAGACAGCUUCAAUGGAGCGGACAUCUUCUCCACGGAGCUUACGGAAAGUGAGGUCGCAGAGUUGGAUACCGCUACAGGUUGUGCGACAAUCCGGUUCCCUAGAGCUGUGGCCGAUGUGAUCAAGAACACCGAGAACCCCACGGUGUACGCACAAGUUCAUUGUUUUCGCUCAGACACUAACCAAAGUUGCUGUAUCCUUUCAGAUAGAGCGCGGCCUGAAGACUCUGAGCAUUUUGAAGUCAAUGCCGGCCAACCUCCUUUGUGGAAACGAAUCAAUUUUGGCGACCCAAAUGAGCAGGGAGCUCUAAAAAUGACGAUGGAAGGACGAGUUCUUCUAACCCGCUGGUACUGCGAUGGGAGAACUGAUAUAGACCGAUUCGAGGACAUCAUUGAUGAAGGAGCUGGGCUGGUGAAUGGAGCUCAUAUCUAUUUUGGAGACGAAGAGCCCACCAUGUGUGUGAACGCAGAUGUCUACGCUGGCGGAGCUUUCAACACUUGUUUUGAUGACUCGGAUCCUGAUAGAGUCUCUGUUUUUGCGGCAAUGGAUCAAUUGAGAGGAUGGGCGUAGAUUGGCUGAGACCGAUCAAAAGCGAGCGUCAUACCAGAUUGUCAAGUUCCUAAUACAACCAGCUCCUGGGAUGAUGAUAUUUUGGCACGAAGAGAUACCGUGCGGUGCAUGUGCUAUGGGUUUGCUAGGCCAUGAUUGGAUUACAGCAGAUAUAUAGCUUCUACGCAUUUAAAAGGUCAAACUAUUCCAACUUCCAAUGAUUCUUUCUAGCUAGGUAUUCACAACUAAACUCUCUCACUCACCCAACCAUCAA